UUAAGAAGCAAGGUAGACUAAAUAAUAACUGAAAUUUUUGGGGGGUCGUAGCUUUAGGUCGAUUUAGGGGUCGUAGCUUUUGGGGUCACAGGUUUUAGGUAUUAGGUUUUAGGUCUUCGUUUUGUAGACACCCGGAGUCAAAGGCUGGCCUGACGAUAUUCGAGAUAAAGUUAUCGAAGAACGCAAAAAGUACGGCGAUUUGGAAUUUCUCCCUACAUCUAAUGGUUACUGGUACGGCCAUCGUUACUUGUGGAUGCUGUUUUGGGCAUUUGAGCCCUACGACUUCGACUUUUUUCUCAAGACCGAUGACGACUAUUUCGUGUGCUUGAAUAACCUCGCCAACGACUUGCAAUACAGGAAAAACGAGAAGUACCUCUACUGGGACUGGCUUGGAUGCGAUCCUAGUAUGGUGGCGAUGGAUUCUGGACUUUUAAUUCUCGGGAAGGACCUAACGAGCGAGUUUGUCAAGCGAAAUGACACGCUAAUUUUGUCAUCCCAUGGCCGGGCAGAUGAUUGUUAUGUUCAUAAUGAAUUAGAAGACGAUAAAUACGAUGUAACCUAUUUCGCAGAUAACUCGCGCUUGGUGCAUUACAGAAGUGAUUUGAAGGACAGAUUGAAUGACAAGCUGUGCUCAAACUUAAUAGGAAUUCACCAGGCUUAUCCCAAGUACAUGAGAGAGUACUUGAAUUACGUUAAAGACAACUGGUAUAACACAUCUUUCGCUAAAGUCGUACGUAAACCGUACGGGGAGUACUGUGCUAGGCCGAAGGGCUGGGAUUGGACAGUGCUGAAUCCUUUUUGGAAACACGAGCCUAAACCUUGUUGGGCACCCAAAACGGAUUGGCCAGAGCUUCACAAAUAUAAGAUGCAUAAAAGGCAGAGAAGACAAAAGAUGACUUUGGCAGCGCCAUCAUUGCCAUCCUCGGGGACCCAGGGCGUCGCGGAGAUCGGGCACACAGGGAGCGCGCGAGAAAAAAAAAGAGCACUAGUGCCCUUUCUUUCUCAUUGCAGGCAAAGCUUGGCUGGGGGGGGGGGGGGGACUGCUUUUUAUUUUGGUAACCGCCAUAUGGCCUGA
Nematostella vectensis (starlet sea anemone) is the source of this 1075-nucleotide messenger RNA. RefSeq lists its product as uncharacterized. NCBI's taxonomy places the organism in Eukaryota, Metazoa, Cnidaria, Anthozoa, Actiniaria, Edwardsiidae. The transcript has a single exon. Bases 254 to 1075 code for a protein of 273 amino acids. The record is from RefSeq and is a predicted model, not a curated record.